Molecule: messenger RNA, 2297 nt
Organism: Cornus florida
Lineage: Eukaryota; Viridiplantae; Streptophyta; Magnoliopsida; Cornales; Cornaceae
Product: protein NONRESPONDING TO OXYLIPINS 2, mitochondrial-like
Exons: 5
Coding region: 1571-1903 (110 amino acids)
Source: RefSeq, a predicted model, not a curated record
CUUCACCGAUGACGGCGCCCAAUCCCCAUGCUUUACCCCUUUCAGUGCCGGGAAUAAAUGAUUCUCAAUGGCUUUGGUUUAGAUGGGUGGAUCAGAUCCUCUGUGGACACGAGCACGGUUCGCGACUUCUCUCGCUGGAGGCGUUGAUGGCUCUACUGCUGAGCAUGAGAUUUCGGCGACAGAGGAGUUGGCGGCGAAGACUAAUUCGACGAUUGUGAAUUCGUUCCAGAAGAUUUCUCUCCUAGUUCUUCCACGGAGAGAAUCGUACGCCGAUAAUGAUGUCAAGGCUCAGAGCUCCGGGGAGGUAUCAGAGGCUCUAGGGUUUGAUUUCCAACCGGAGGAGAAAAAAUCGGCGAAAAAACUAUCACAUGAGCUCGUGGAGAGAAUCAUCUGUUCGUAGAGGUACGGUCGGCGACGGUCUGCAUAAGUCAGCCACCCCAUCUCUGUUCCCAUCAAUUCCUGCUCUACCGGCGGAGGAGGAUGUCGUGUCGUCUUCCCUUCGGGCAUCUACCUAACCUCAUCAUCUUCCUCAUAUAAACGUCGUGAGUUCAAAAUUUUAUUUAAUUCUGAUCCUAAAUCCAAAUCACCGUUUCGAGGCUACCAAACAUUGCAAGAUUUUUUUUUGCUUAUCCAAUAACAGUUUGCCCAUGGAAGAAUUUUCGUUUUAUUUUGAAACCAUUACCCAUUAAAACGAAUAAAUGCAAGAUCACAAACAUAUAAUAGUCACAGGUGAAGAUCCCAGUCCCAGGAACUUCAAAUCAAACAAAUUCUUCCCCUUCUAAAUUUCAACUAUCUGCAGAUAUGUUGUUUGGUCAAAGCGUAUUCGGUGUAGACUUCAACCAAAAUCGAUGUCUUCACAUACGAACGCAGGGUUAUAUCUCUCUUCACAUACGAACGCAGGGUUAUAUCUCUCUGAUAUCUCCUCUCUCUGCCUCUCUAUCUAGGGUUAGCCGGCAAAAUGAAAUUGCAAAACCUGAGUUUGGGUUGACGAAGUAAGUGGAAUGAAGUGUUUGGCCACUGUGAUUACACGGUGUUUGGUUCACAAGAUAAAGAAAGCUUGGGUUUAAAUUAUACAAACUUAGGUUUGGUUAAGUAUAGAUAGGAAACGACAAAAGGGCAAUUUAGUUAUUUAAUUCAUUUAUUUGUUUUUGUCAGUCGACAAUAUUUGAUAGGGGGUCUGACUGAAUUUUUGUAAAAGUGGAGGUGACCUUAAAAAUUGAACAAACCUAAGGAGGUGUAACUUAAAUUAACCCCAAAAAAAAACAUAUUGUUAAUAAAUCAAAACAGUCGUUUCUUUUAAAUUUUGAAUAUCAGUAAUUCGAAUAACCAAUGAAUGAGUACUGCCCAGUAAAAAAUUACUCAGAGAGAACAAUUAAAUUACUAAAAAAAUAAAUUAAAUGGGAGCCGUAAUUUAAAUAAAUAAUAUAGAGAACAAAUAAAAAAGGAAAAAAAUAAAAAGAAAAGAAUGAGAAAGGUGGUUGGCUAAACCCUAAACCCCAAAAACACAAUUGCGCCUCUCUCUCACACAUUUUGCUACUCGAAACAUAUUUUCACACUUCGCAGUGCUUCAAUGGCUUCCAAAUGCAGCAGAUUGGUCAACAGAUCGUCUAUUUCGUCUCUCAAGUCCGCCAUUAAAUCGAAUAUUCGAACAGCUUCGCCUUCAAUUGACAGAUCUGCUACUUCAUCAUCUUCAAGGUUUGCUCUUCCCACCAGAUCCACCUCAUCACCACUCCGCCGCUUUUCCUUGUCCAGAUCUCCAUCAGAGCUUGGAUGUGUUCAGUCUAUGUUGCCUCUACACAGUGUGGUAGCUUCAGCAAGGAUGACUUCGUGCCUGAGUACAACUUCGAGGAGUUGCAGAGCUCUUUCACAGGGUACACUUUGUUGCACCUCUCCCGGCCUCUAAUAUUUUUUGUUGUUUGAGUGCACAUGAGUUUCCCUUUUGUUGAAAGAAAUAUACUGGGAUUUGACAAGACCUACCAAAUAUGAUUCAGUUCGUCAUUCUCAAAUGAAAUUGAUGGAACGUGAGAGAUUGUGCUGUUUCUGGAGAGCUUGGUCUGUCAGUUCCUAGGUGAUAUUGUUGUUAGCAGAUCAUCUCAUGAGGAGGAGAAAUCUUCAAUUGAUUGGAAAAUCAAGGUUUUGUAAUUCGUCCCAGGAAAAUUCUGUCAAUUUAUAGAAACUGCUCUAACAUUUUACAUAGCAGUAAAAGUAAUGUUGAUUCUUUACAUCUCAGAUGUUGUUUUGUGAAAAUAAGUAUGAAGAAUUAGCUUAUUAUUAUUAAUUUUAUAUGCUUUCUCUUA